Daphnia magna is the source of this 1792-nucleotide messenger RNA. RefSeq lists its product as uncharacterized. Lineage: Eukaryota; Metazoa; Arthropoda; Branchiopoda; Diplostraca; Daphniidae. Bases 508 to 1074 code for a protein of 188 amino acids. The transcript has 4 exons. The record is from RefSeq and is a predicted model, not a curated record.
UGCCCUCUCUGGCAUGUGACCUAUUUUCCUCCUGUUAUUUAUCGAUAACGACAUUUGGGCGCCAAAACUCAGCCGCCGUCAGAGUGUAGCAGUUGCGAUUGAAAAGAUGAGACGCAUUUUACGCGGAAUUACGGCACUAAUGAGCAGAGGUUUUAUUGAUAAAAAGGGAUAAGAAGAGACAAAGACGCUCAAUAGUCGGUGGUCAGUCAGCGUCUCGAGUUGUUCAGUUCAUUUCGCUCAAUUUCCCUAAAGAGACAAUUGGCUUCACAAUUCAUUUGUUCUUUCAUCUGCCAUUUUGUUUCGUUUGUUUGUUUGUUUUUUCCCCUUCGUUUGCCGAUUCACGUAAUGAGCGUUGCUGCUUAUCGACGACUGACACAUUUGUCCCAAUCACCGUACGAUUGGUGUUCGUUCAAGACUAUUUACUUAUCCGCCAUUAUCGCUGAUUUUCACAUUUGAACGUUGUAAUCAAGCCAGGCUUUUAAAGCAAACAAACAAAAAACAAUCGACAUGAGUCCAUCAAAGACUGCAAAGAAAGUAGCCUUCAACUGUCAAGAACAAGUAGCCACGAUGCUGGAAGAAGAAGAGCCCGGCAAUGAGGAAGGAGAAGAAGAUAUAUCACCGACUGUCGAAUCUUCUUCUUCUUCCUCAUCGCUUUCAUCAUCGGCCGCAAGCAAUAGCACUUCGAUUCGCAGAGAACUCUUGCGUUUAGAGUCGCUCGUUAGGUGUCACGUGCAGCAUCAGUGGCACUUGUCCAUCGAGAAUUACAGUAAGUUACGCAAGAGACAGUCCAGUGCUUUAUCGACACCUGACGCGGAAGUGGCGUCUACGUCGCCAUCUUCAGACUGUUCGGCUUGUCCUCACAGUGGCGAUCCCGGAAGCGCUGCAUCUAUCGCCCAAUUCAAUAAGGAAGUCCAGGAUGCCUGGAGUGCAAUUGAUUUUGGACAGAAACCGAGCCUUUGGCGUAAGACGAUUCGUAGCGUGAUUCUUCGACUACGGGGCCAGGAGCAACACAAGGAUGUUUAUGUUAUGCCACAACAUCUAAGGGAUCAACUCAAGCAGAUGUAUGUCUACUGAACAUUAUGUUUUUCCCCCGGAGCUUCUGCAACGGUCCCGAACCGUUGCCCAUUUUUUUAUUUUUUUUAUUUUUUACCUCCAAAACAAAAACGUUGCGAUUUUAAAUUUCGCGCGCGCGCCAAAAUUUUCCACUUUUUUUUUUAAAGAAAAAAAAAAUAACGAAAAGAGAAAUUCGAAAUUUUAAGAUUUACAGAGUAUUACGACAGAAAACACAUUUACAAAUCAUACCACACCAUUUUGAAAAAAAAAAAAAAAAAGAAAAACGUUACCUGAAUGUAUAGAAACUUGUACAUAAAAAGCAAAACAGAGAGAGCAAUGGAGAAAAGCGAAAUCAUUUGUGACAAAUUAUUAUUAUUUUCUUUUUCUUCUUAAAUGCCAUGUCCGACAAUUAUUAUUUCCUUCUUCAAAUGUUUAUUGAUUCUCCAGAAAAUUCGAAUGAACAACUUUCUCUGCGACAUCCCUCCUGUCAAUUUCCCGCUCUCAAAAGUGUUUUAAAGAAAUAAGACGCCACAAAAAAUCAAUGGAAACGUUUUUUUUUUUAAUGUAUAUUUCCCGAUCUUGUAUGUAUUUGUAUGUAAUGUCAGUGAAUCGAUUGUACAGUCCCGUUUUUCCCUCCCCCCAUCUAUCUUAUCCGAUUCCCCAUUUUUUAUUUUUUUAUUUUUAGAAAUGUGCGUGUACAUGCGUGAAAUCAAACAACAAAAUCGCCUUCAAAAUAUGA